GCACCCAUACGGUCUGAUUUUGGAAGUCGACACCAUUUUUGACCUCAUCACGCUCCUUUUCUCUCAAGAUGGGUGUCACAACCAGUAAGCUUCUGUGAAUCGCCUGCUUUUGCGCUCCGAUAGUGUUCCCGCUACAUUCGCACAGACUCGCAAGCAGCAUGAGCACAGUCGAUGAGCACACACCAUUGCUGCAUCAGGCACAGUAUGGACAGCAGGACCAGCAUCUACGCAUUCAUUAUCCCAUUGUCACGGUCAAAGAACUCAAUCAAAGACUACACGAACUUGCUAAUUCUACCACCGACGACCAAGGUCUUUCCGACUUGGUGGCUAACGGAGGGGACGCGGCUUUUUAUGUGGUCGUAAACUCCCUACUUCUUCAACCGCUCGAUAAGCACAAAAUGCUUGAAUCAUGGGCAAUCAAGGUCCUGGAUAUGUUAUUGCAAGAUCAACACGAUCCAUAUCAUAUCAGAAUACGCCAAAUUCUAUUACACGAAUGGGAAGCUCAGGGAUCAGCGCUAGAUAUCAUCUUGCAAUUGCCAGCGAUGACGGUUCUCUUGUAUAGACCAGUUCAAGACGGUAUCAAUGGUAUUUGGAAGGAUGGCAACCCCAUUAUGACAGAUCUGACGGCCGCCAGCAGGGUCACACGGUUCACGAUGAUUUAUUUCGGAAAAUGGCGUUCUCCAAAAUACCAGGCCCUGUUACAAUUUAUUACUGGAGCUAUUUACGUCUCUCUAUACCUGGCUACGGUUGCUAACCAAAAUUAUACCGUAUUUCCGCCACAUGUCUACGAAUAUGUCUUUUAUGUGUUUGCCUUGAGUGAUCUUAUUCUGGAGACACUGAAUGUGAGUCUUUCACUUACGCUGACAUUCACCUUAUCUCACCUUGUGUAGGCUGAUUUCUAUUAGCUCUUAUCACAUCCUCGUAAAAGCGUUGUGUCUAUCAAGUGGUUUCUGGGAAUCUUAUCAGCUUAUGUGAUCUUGGUAUCCUU
Umbelopsis ramanniana AG is the source of this 988-nucleotide messenger RNA. RefSeq lists its product as uncharacterized. The transcript has 4 exons. Lineage: Eukaryota; Fungi; Mucoromycota; Umbelopsidomycetes; Umbelopsidales; Umbelopsidaceae. The record is from RefSeq and is a predicted model, not a curated record. The coding region runs from base 159 to 890 and encodes 243 amino acids.